Messenger RNA from Leptopilina boulardi, 1631 nucleotides. It is a transcript of the gene Fkbp39, whose product is annotated as 46 kDa FK506-binding nuclear protein. The transcript is spliced from 4 exons. Lineage: Eukaryota; Metazoa; Arthropoda; Insecta; Hymenoptera; Figitidae. The record is from RefSeq and is a predicted model, not a curated record. Gene Ontology annotation, molecular function: peptidyl-prolyl cis-trans isomerase activity; macrolide binding. The coding region runs from base 159 to 1259 and encodes 366 amino acids. Gene Ontology annotation, cellular component: chromatin; nucleolus.
UCAUGGACAUCUUGAUAAUACUCAUUCAUUGUUGCAACGGCUUCUGAACACGAAGGAAUUAGUGAAAAUUUGCUGACUUAUACAAUUUAUAACAUUUAAAAUUUUAUAGUGUUAUUUCUUUAUUUUUGUUAAGAAGUUAUUAUAGUAGAUUUAUCAAAAUGUUCUGGGGUUUGAUUAUGGAACCAAAUAAACGAUACUCUCAACUUGUUGAGAGAUCGUUCCAUCUUUCAAUGGCCAGUUUGGAUGUCACAAGUGCGAAUGAUCAACCAGUUCAAGUGAUGCUGUGCUAUGAAAAUCGGAAUUAUUUGCUGUGCACGCUAAAAAAAGGAUCACAUUAUCAGGUGCCUUUGGAUUUGAAUUUUCAGGAAGGUACAAAAAUUGCGUUCACUUGUAAUGGAUUUGGUCAUGUGCAUUUAACAGGAUAUUUAACAUUGGAUGAAGAUUUUGAUUUUGGUGAUUUGGAAGAGGAAGAAGAUGAGGACGAGGAGGAAGAGGAAAUUCCCCAAUUAGUUAAAAAUAAAAGAAAAGCCAUAGAUUCACCAAAAAAUAAUAAAAAGAAAAUAAAGAAACAAGAAACUGAAAAUGAUAACGAAUCGUCUGAUGAUGAUGACGAUGAUGAUAUGGAAGCAGAAUCAGAUUCUGAAAAUGACGACAGCAAAUUAAUGGGUGAAGAUGAAGUUGAUAGUGACGAAAGCGAUGACGACGAUGAUGAGGAGGAAGAUGAUAGUGAUGAUGAUGAUGAGGAGCAAGAAGUCGAGAAACCAAAACAGAAACAAAAACAAAAUCAAUUACAACAAAAUCAAGUUGGCAAGAAACAAGAUAAACAGAAAAUGGUUAAUGGAAAAGAUGCCAAGCCUGAUGGAAAACAAAAGAAAAAUAAGCCCGAGCAACAACAACAACAACAAAAUUCCCAACAACAGAAGAGAAGAACUAUUGAAGGCGGAGUACAAGUAGAAGAUCUUAAAGUUGGAAAUGGUACACCCGCGAAAGCUGGUAGAAAUGUUUCCGUCUACUAUGUUGGACGAUUGAAAAAUGGAAAAAAAUUUGACGAAACAAAGCAAGGCGAGGGAUUUAAAUUCAAAUUAGGAAAUGGUGAUGUCAUCAAAGGAUGGGAUGUCGGUAUAUCAGGAAUGAAAGUUGGUGGAAAACGACGUCUAACAAUUCCCGCAGCUAUGGCAUAUGGACACAAAGGAUCGCCACCAGUAAUUCCUGGCAACAGCACACUUGUAUUCGAGGUUGAAUUGAAGAAUGUACAUUGAUAAGAGACAAAAAGUGACAGAUAUUUUUUUUUCUUUUGUUUUUUUUUUUUUAUUUAGUUUUGAUACAAAAAAUAAUACUGUUUCUGAAAGAUUUCUCUUUUUUCAGAUUUUUUAUAGAUUCUUUUUAUCAGUAUUUAAGUGUAUCACUUUAUUCAUUUUAGGCUAAUUGAUUUUUAUUUUUAGUAUUUUAUAUAAUUUGGAGAUGUGAAUUUUUCUCAAUAUUUGAUAUUGAGAUAAAGUUCCUCACUCAUUCCAUGCCGGUUAAACUAUAGUAUCUAUAAAAAUGUAACAUAUAUAUUUUCAAAACAAGAUUGAAAAAAUUACAUAUUCAUUAUUCUUUGUAAUAAAAAGUUUAUUCAUCUUUCUCAUAAA